Peronospora farinosa is the source of this 435-nucleotide messenger RNA. The record is from the annotation of a GenBank genome assembly. NCBI's taxonomy places the organism in Eukaryota, Oomycota, Peronosporomycetes, Peronosporales, Peronosporaceae.
AUGGAUCCCAUGGCACAACGUUUUCGUGAAAAAGUGAAGCUUUACUUGGGAAUCUUCUUCUUCUGUUCAGUUUGGGGAAUAAUCAACAGGUUGGUGCAAUUCUUCCGCGCUGACCAUACACCGAUCGAGUUUGUGUGUGUGAUGGAAAGCAUUUUUGACCCGCUGCAACCACUGUUAAAUGCGGUGGCAUAUGGCACGAACAAGCAGUCGUUGGAAGCGUACAAAGAUCGGUUUUGUCCAAAGUGGAUGUACUCGUCGUUGCCGUCUUCUGACGAAGAAGAAUCCUCAGGAAUAGAUGACUCCCCGUUGCUCUCUCGUACCAGCGAUAUAGUGGCAAAUUCUGCCUUGGACCCUCUCGAUCGUGAGUUUGGCCACUACUUUGACCAACGUGGACCUCGCAGUAAGUCACACCACCAGCAUCGACCGAAAGUAUGA